UCUAAAUUCCAACAGAGAAAUGGGAGGUGAAAUCUGCGGGAAAAUGAGGUGUGGGGCAUUGAAAAAGCUCUCAAAUUCAUGGAGGAAGAUGGAAAUGAGUGUCAACGAUGCAGUUUCAAAGAGCAAAGUUGGCAAGUUCUUCAAGCUCGAAGCAAGGAAGACUUGUUUCACCAAGGAGCUACGAGCUGGCACUGCAACUUUCCUAACAAUGGCCUAUAUCAUCACCGUCAACGCCACCAUCAUCGCCGACUCCGGCGGCACAUGUUCUGUGGCUGACUGUACGGCUCCGGCGAACCAAAAUGCUUCACUGGAUUGCAUGUUGAAGCCCAACAUAGGGUAUGAAAACUGUGUUUCGAAAACCAAGAAUGAUCUCGUUGUUGCCACUGUUUUAUCAGCCAUGGUGGGUUCUUUUGCAAUGGGGGUUUUGGCCAAUCUUCCAUUGGGAUUAGCCCCUGGGAUGGGACCUAAUGCUUACUUGGCUUAUAACCUGGUGGGGUUCCAUGGAUCAGGGUCCAUAUCAUACCGAACCGCCAUGGCAGUGAUUCUGGUUGAAGGCUGUGUUUUUCUUGCAAUAUCAGCAACAGGGGUUCGAGCCAGGCUAGCCAGGCUCAUACCUCAGCCAGUCAGGCUAGCCUGUGGUGCAGGCAUCGGGCUGUUCAUUGCAUUCGUGGGGUUACAAGUACACCAAGGUGUUGGCCUUGUUGGACCUGACCCAACCACAUUGGUCACCGUCUCGGCUUGUGCUGAACUAGACCCUGGUUCUGGCACUUGUUUAGGGGGCAAAGUGAAGAGCCCCACGUUCUGGUUAGCCAUGGUUGGGUUCCUGAUGACUUGUUAUGGGCUAAUGAAGGAUGUUAAAGGAGGUAUGAUAUAUGGUAUUUCAUUUGUUACAUUAGUUUCUUGGAUUAGAGGUACUUCCUUCACAGUUUUCCCUGAAACUCCACUUGGUGACACAAACUACAACUACUUCAAAAAAGUUGUUGAUUUUCAUACAAUACAGUCCACUGCCGGCGUGAUCAGUUUCCGCCACUUCAAUCGAUCCGAAGUUUGGGUUGCAUUAGGGACAUUGUUGUAUGUCGAUGUGCUCGCCACGACCGAAACUUUAUACACAAUGGCCGAAAUCGGGGGUUUCUUGGAUGACAAAGGGAGUUUUGAAGGUGAAUAUCUAGCAUACAUAGUUGAUGCUAGUUCAACAAUUAUUGGAUCCGCAUUAGGGGUCUCUCCGGUAGCCACUUACGUCGAAUCAUCAGCCGGUAUAAGAGAAGGCGGUCGGACCGGAUUAACUGGCGUCAUUAUCGGUUCGUAUUUCUUCUUGUCGAUGUUUUUCACGCCGUUGUUGACGAGUGUGCCGCCGUGGGCGAUUGGACCUUCUUUGGUGAUGGUUGGGGUGAUGAUGAUGAAAGUGGUGAAAGAUAUUGAUUGGGGGAACAUGAAAGCGGCAGUGCCAGCAUUUGUUACAAUGUUGAUCAUGCCAUUGACAUAUUCUAUAGCAAAUGGUAUCAUUGGUGGCAUUGGGGUAUAUUUUGCUCUUAGUUUAUAUGAUUUGAUGUUGGGGUUUAUCAGAUGGUUGAAUAAGAUGAGGAGAAUGGUGAUGAAAGAACAGAAUCAAGUGUCGGCUGCUGCAUCAAAUGGGGUUGAAAUCAUUUGAAUUUGUAGAGGGAAAAGAUGGUCAGCGUUUUGUUUAUGAUGAAGCAAUUUUCUUGUGAAAAUUCAUAUGUAUACAUAUUGCUUUUUGCAGGAAAAUUGUGUUGUAAUAUCUUAUAUUAGUACUGGUAGUUUGUCAUAUAAAAGAAGCUUCGU
Messenger RNA from Hibiscus syriacus, 1800 nucleotides. Its product is annotated as adenine/guanine permease AZG2-like. The coding region runs from base 20 to 1648 and encodes 542 amino acids. The transcript has a single exon. The record is from RefSeq and is a predicted model, not a curated record. Gene Ontology annotation, molecular function: purine nucleobase transmembrane transporter activity. Lineage: Eukaryota; Viridiplantae; Streptophyta; Magnoliopsida; Malvales; Malvaceae. Gene Ontology annotation, biological process: transmembrane transport. Gene Ontology annotation, cellular component: plasma membrane.